Molecule: messenger RNA, 775 nt
Organism: Tuber melanosporum (Perigord truffle)
Lineage: Eukaryota; Fungi; Ascomycota; Pezizomycetes; Pezizales; Tuberaceae
Exons: 3
Coding region: 89-775 (228 amino acids)
Molecular function (GO): glyoxalase III activity
Source: RefSeq, a predicted model, not a curated record
AGCUGCUAUCGAUGAGAUAGAAGCGAAUUUUAUCAGAUUGACGAAAAAAGGUCCGGGAAAGAAAAGGAAAAAGGAAAAAAUCAAAAUAAUGGCACCGAAAGUCCUCUUUGUCCUUACGUCGCAAAAGGUUCUUGGCGAGAGUGGGAAGCCGACUGGGUGGUACCUGCCCGAGUUUGCGCAUCCAUACCACGUCCUCUCCCCGUAUGUCACCAUCGCCGUCGCUUCCCCGGCUGGGGGAGAAGCCCCGCUCGACCAGGGCAGCGUGGAGAAGUUCGGGGCCGAGGACAUCGCGGCCAGGUUCCUCGAGGAGAAGAGCGAGCUAUGGAAGGACACUAUCAAGCUCGAGGACCUGAACGCAGAAGACUACGACGGGAUCUACUUUGUCGGUGGCCAUGGGCCAAUGUUCGACCUCGCCCGCGCACCCACCGUUAUAUCGCUCGUUAAGGCAUUCGCCGAUGCGGAUAAGCUCGUAGCUGGUGUUUGCCAUGGAUGUGCUGCGCUUCUGGACGUCGAGCUUUCUAGUGGAAAGCUGUUGGUUGACGGCGAGCCGCUGACUGCGCUCUCAAACGCGGAGGAGGACGGAACUGGCCUCUCCAUUUUCAUGCCCUUCAUGCUGGAGACGGAGUUGGUGAAGAAUGGCGCAAAGUAUGAGAAGGCUGAUGAGCCGUGGGGAGCGAAGGUUUGUGUUGGCAGGGGGGGGAAGCUAGUCACUGGACAGAAUCCGGCUAGCGCUUUGGGAGUCGGGGAGGGGAUGAAGGUUGCUUUGAGAGUUUAG